Molecule: messenger RNA, 2912 nt
Organism: Trichoplusia ni (cabbage looper)
Lineage: Eukaryota; Metazoa; Arthropoda; Insecta; Lepidoptera; Noctuidae
Exons: 2
Coding region: 1528-2757 (409 amino acids)
Source: RefSeq, a predicted model, not a curated record
UUCAGAAUUCAGAUAUUACGAGUAAAGGAUGGAAUUAUGCCUGAGCUGAGAGUAUAUUUGAGUACAAUAUAAACGAAAUAUGUCAAGUAAACAUGGUUUGCACGAGUUUACACGAGUUCAUAAUAAUAUUUUUAGCGUAUCGAUAAUCCUUUGGCAAACUUAUAAAAGAUAAUAAGUUAAGAUAACUAUUUUAUUAUACCUUGGCUAGUAUCUAUAAAAUAUCUAAAUAAUCAUUCCGUAAACAAGGAGAAAUAGAUUAAGUAAUACAUAUUCCUUCCAUCAAAACAUAAACCGUACCUAUGCUACUUAUAUCAAUAAGGGGUCCAGAGAUAAUAAGAUCACAAAGAUCCACUAUUUAAAAAUAGUUACAAGAUUAUACCCAGGAUUAUACUACGUAAAACCCUCAUUGACUUCCCCUAAAUGGAGAACUUCUCAGAGAGAGCCGAUGUCGUAUAGCAGAAUAAACAGAAAGCUUCCCGAUUUCCAUAACGGGAUAUAGAGUAUGUAUAUUUUAGGUGGGUUUUAAAUAUUAUAUUAAUGCUUUUUAUGUUGCCCGAGGCCAGAACCUCAAGAACUAGAAAAAUGCAUUAUGCUUAUUAUAACUAUAUCUGCUACAUUAAUUUCUUUCAUUUCGGCAUUAUUUAAGUUCACUAUUAAUUUAUUAUACUGUAUUAUUGCAUGAAAGGUGCAUUAUUAUUUUGAUAACCUCUUGAAAUUCCAUGACAAUUUGAAAACAAGCGAUUUUAGCCCUUGUAUAACAAUUUUAUCAUAAAUUGAAUUCUAAAAGGAAGCGAAAUGUAUUGUUCUUCAGAACAUUCCACAUAAGCCUAUCCUAACGACUUAAACGUAAGGUCCAAUUUAGGACUAUGUUAAGUACGUUAAAAGAAGUAGCUAAGUAAUAUUUUUUAUUAAUAGAGCACCCCAUACGGCUGGACUAUUUAUGACGAUUUAAGGAAAUAAAAUGUGUAAUGUGUAGUGCAUAAUGUCCUGCCAAUAGAAAAAGUAGGGGUCUUGUCUUUUUACCAUAGCAAUGACGGUAUCAAGGAAAUAUAGGAAAAAUAUGCACCAUAUGCGUGCAAAUUAAAAAAGAACAUGCACCAAUAAGUUUACUUUUAUAACAAAGAUUGGGGGUUCCAAACUACAGCAAUCGAGUUUCGUGACAUAAUAGACGAAGCACUAUUUUGUUUAUGCCUUUGAAAGACCAAGAAGUGGCAAAAAUAUUUACCUUUUUUUGGCGAUAGCUAGGUCCUGUCAAAUGACUGACAGCCGUAUUGUCAAAAUUUAGACCAGAAUGUUGUAUUGGGACAAUGCAUAAAUAAAAUACAUACGAAAAUGUAAAUAUUGAUGUCGUUUAUAAAUCCGUCAAUUAUAAUAUAAUUAUUCUUUAUGAAACCCUAAACAUUACUAUUGUAUAAAAUAAUCAACACGAUGCAUUGAUCAGUGAAACAGUGCAUAGAGAGAUCAAAGAAGUGACUAAUUUGUAUUAUGCGUUAAAUAUUUUGUACAUUAACAAUUUUGACGCAUUACAUGCAUGAAAGGUCUGAUAAAACAGAUGGAAGUAAAAUGCAUGGAUCUAGGCGUGUUAUAAUAUUUUGUCUGUUAACAACAGUUUUGCCAACAAUACUCAUUGUGUUACCUCUUUAUUUAAGAAACUUUAAAUAUGCUGAUGUUAUGUACAAGAUAUCAGACUCAGAUGUUAUACAAAUCCAUAAAGGACAAUCAUCAAUUUUUUGUGAAAAACAUUCUUUGAAAAUGAAUUCUACAUUCAGUGCAUUCCAAAUGAAAGGUACCCCAGAAAUAUCUGAUAAGAGAAAACAUAUAAGAUUAAAGAAGUCAAUGACGUUACUAGAUGAUACAUUAGAGUAUUUUGGAUUUUAUUUGUUAAAAGGUGCUUCAGUAGAAUUAAAUGCUUGUUCUCGUCAUAAAGGUUCAAAAAUUCUAGUUGUUAAAGGAGAUAGAAUAUUGAACACAUGUGGUAUUUUAGAAGGAUAUAAGCAUAAAAAAGUUCAUCCCAAACUUGAAAAUGGAGUUCUAGUCACUCUAGAGAAACCUGAUGAUAAGAAGAAAAUUAAUGAUACAAGUUAUGAUAAGAAAAAUGAUAAUGAUAAUACAAUUGACUCUUACAUACAUAAUGGUAUUGAAGACAGUGAUGACACAAGUAAGACCGUCCAUGUAGAGCGUGAACGGUCAAAGAGGGAUAUAAAAAAUUUGCCCUUGCAUAAUCCAAAUACUUUAUUGGAUACGGGUGUAUACCAUGGUGGCAAUUUAUUUAAUAGCACUAUCCAACAACAAACUAUGUCUAGGCUGGAGAAUAACUUACAUGAAUGUUAUCAUGACAAGAUUUUAAUAGACCAUUUAUUUCCUUACUCAUCUCAGUGCAACAGCACAAAUUACUUAGAAAAUACUACAACUCUCAAAGUGGUUCAUGAAGUACUGCUUGAUGCAUAUUACUAUUAUAUAUUCUAUACUGACGAUGGAGUUAACGACAUUCACGCCAUGUUUGAUAUCUAUAAGCCAACAUUCCAAUAUGUUAACAAUUCUGAAUCAAAGACUUGUGUUAAUAAAACACAAUGUGAAUUUAGCAUAGAUUUUUUUAGUGACGAGUUAGUUAUAGUAGAGAAACCUACUAAAGAAGGUUUACAAAAUGAAGACAGUGAUUCUUCUAUUCUGAUAUCCAUCUGCCACCCUCGAGUAUCUGUUUAUAUACUAUUCCCUGUAUCAGUCCUUUUGCUGAUACUCCUUUUUGCGUUUUUAUGAUAUUUGUUGAAAGUUUUAUUCCAUUUAAUUUUAGUUAAUAUAAACAUUACCAGAAGUGUGAUAUUAAUUUAUUAAGUUUUUAGAGUAUAUUGUUGAUGUUAUAAAUGUUUAAAUAAUGAUGUGAUAAUGGAUUCAAUAAAGGAAUUGUAAUGCUA